Exophiala oligosperma is the source of this 792-nucleotide messenger RNA. RefSeq lists its product as uncharacterized. Gene Ontology annotation, biological process: cellular oxidant detoxification; cellular response to oxidative stress; cell redox homeostasis. NCBI's taxonomy places the organism in Eukaryota, Fungi, Ascomycota, Eurotiomycetes, Chaetothyriales, Herpotrichiellaceae. The coding region runs from base 1 to 792 and encodes 263 amino acids. The record is from RefSeq and is a predicted model, not a curated record. Gene Ontology annotation, cellular component: mitochondrion; cytosol. The transcript has a single exon. Gene Ontology annotation, molecular function: thioredoxin peroxidase activity.
AUGACUUCUACAUAUUCCCGGUCCUUCUUCCGAGCCUUCGCUCCAGCCUUGCGAGCUCAGCGCGUCCCAGUUACAAGACCGAGAUGCUCUCCAUUCGCAACUUCAUUCCGCGGCUAUGCAGCGGCAGCAGGAGAACAACCACGCCUGCGUCUGGGCGUAACUGCCCCUAAUUUCCAAGCAAAGACCACACAGGGCGAUAUCGACUUUCACAAAUACAUUGACGGGUCAUGGGCUAUCCUCUUCAGUCACCCAGCGGACUUCACACCCGUUUGCACGACCGAACUGGGCGCAUUCGCAAAGAUGCGGAACGAGUUUGAGAAGAGAGGUGUCAAGAUGAUAGGCUUGAGUGCCAAUGAUCUGAACAGUCAUGAUGCUUGGAUCAAGGACAUCAAUGACAUCUCGAAUACAAAUCUGCAAUUUCCCAUCAUAGCCGAUGCUGACCGGAAGGUGGCCUUUUUGUAUGAUAUGGUGGACCAGCAAGACCUGACCAACAUUGACGAGAAGGGCAUUGCUUUCACCAUCCGGAGUGUUUUUAUCAUCGACCCACAGAAGAAAAUCCGUCUGGUCAUGUUGUAUCCUGCUUCAGUGGGCAGGAACUCGGCCGAAGUGCUUCGGGUCAUUGAUAGUCUGCAGACGGGCGACAAGAAGGGCGUGACCACUCCGAUUGAUUGGCAAGUUGGCCAAGAUGUUAUUGUGCCGCCAACAGUGUCUACGGAGGAUGCCAAGAAGAAGUUUGCUGAUGUCAGAGAGGUUCGCCCAUACCUCAGGUUCACGAGUGGACAGACAAAAUAG